GGAGCGCAGUAGUUAACUUCCGGAACGUCACUAAUGACACGUAUUCAAAAUGGCGGCCGAGGCUAAGGAGACGUGGGGGGCCUUGCUGCUGUUGGCCUUGUUUCCUGUGGUCCAGUCCUUCUACGUUCCUGGAGUUGCUCCUCAGGACUUCCAUGCGGGUGAUCAAGUGGAAAUUAAGGCGGUGAAGCUGACCAGCUCCCGGACACAGCUUCCAUACGAAUACUAUUCCCUGCCUUUCUGUAAGCCUGCCUCUGUUUUAUACAAGGCUGAAAACUUGGGUGAGGUCUUGCGUGGAGAUCGUAUUGUGAAUACAUUUUACGAUGUAAAGAUGACUGAGGACAAGAAAUGUGAGCUGGUUUGUGGCAAGAAGAAGCUCAGCAUGGAGGAGAGUAAACUGAUGGCUGAACGAAUCCAGGAGGAGUAUUACGUUCAUCUUAUUGCAGACAACCUUCCAGUUGCCACGAGGUUGGAGUUUUACCCCAACAGAGAAGCUGCAGGGGAUGAAGAGCAGAAGAAGGUGGCAGAUAAAGAUGUCCAGUUUGAACAUGGCUACAGACUUGGCUUCGUUGACAACAACAAGUUUUACCUACACAACCACUUGUCCUUUAUCCUGUACUUUCACAAGGAGAAAGUAGAAGAGGGAGAGACUCACAACUACAGAGUGGUGCGUUUUGAGGUUGUACCCCAGAGUGUCAAAGUGGAAGAUCUGAAGGCUGUUGAUACAGAGAAAAGCUGCACUUUGCCUGAAGCCAGUGGUUCCGCCCCACAAGAGAUUGACCCGGCAAAAGAUAACGAGAUUCUGUUCACCUAUUCUGUCACCUGGAAGGAGAGCGAGGUGAAGUGGGCGUCUCGCUGGGAUACGUACCUGACCAUGAGCGACGUCCAAAUUCACUGGUUCUCCAUCGUCAACUCUGUGGUGGUUGUCUUCUUCCUGUCCGGGAUUCUGAGUAUGAUCAUCAUUAGAACCUUGCGGAAGGACAUUGCUAACUACAACAGGGAGGACGACAUUGAGGACACCAUGGAGGAGUCGGGAUGGAAGAAUGUCCACGGCGAUGUCUUCAGACCGCCUCAGUACCCCAUGAUCCUCAGCUCUCUGCUGGGCUCAGGGAUCCAGCUUUUCUGCAUGAUCCUCAUCGUCAUCUUUGUUGCCAUGUUGGGCAUGUUGUCCCCAUCUAGCAGAGGAGCCUUGAUGACUACUUCCUGUUUCCUCUUCAUGUUUAUGGGUGUAUUUGGAGGUUUUUUUGCUGGCAGACUGUACCGCACGCUAAAGGGCCAUCGGUGGAGGAAAGGAGCAUUUUGUACGGCCACUUUGUAUCCUGGCGUGGUGUUUGGAAUCUGCUUCGUUCUCAACUGUUUCAUUUGGGGCGAACACUCGUCAGGAGCGGUUCCCUUCACCACCAUGCUGGCCCUGCUGUGCAUGUGGUUCGGCAUCUCCAUGCCUUUGGUCUACCUGGGUUAUUACUUUGGCUUCCGCAAACAGCCGUAUGAUAACCCGGUGCGCACCAACCAGAUUCCCCGACAGGUCCCAGAGCAGCGCUGGUACAUGAACAAGUUCGUAGGAAUCCUCAUGGCUGGGAUCUUACCGUUUGGUGCCAUGUUCAUUGAACUCUUCUUUAUUUUCAGUGCCAUCUGGGAGAAUCAGUUUUAUUACCUCUUUGGCUUUCUGUUCCUGGUUUUCAUCAUCCUGGUGGUGUCCUGCUCCCAGAUCAGCAUUGUGAUGGUUUAUUUCCAGCUGUGUGCAGAGGACUAUCGAUGGUGGUGGAGAACCUUCCUGGUGUCUGGAGGCUCUGCUUUCUAUGUCCUUAUUUACGCCGUCUUCUACUUUGUCAACAAGCUGGACAUCGUGGAGUUCAUCCCCUCCCUGUUGUACUUUGGUUACACCACCCUGAUGGUGUUGUCCUUCUGGCUGCUAACAGGCACGAUCGGUUUUUACGCCGCCUACAUGUUCAUCAGGAAAAUCUACGCUGCAGUCAAGAUCGACUGAUUCCUCGGCGCCGCUGCUAUUCUUCUAGUUUUUGCUUUAUUUUUUCUCACAUUCAAUUUUUUUGUUUUUUUUUAUCUUUUUGUCCAACAAGCACUGACUUGUGUACAGGACCAGUGGUUUAUUGUGAUGCACAGCCCCAUCUGCUGGCCACAUGGUGGAACAACAGCAAAACAGCAGCUCCAUUUCCUUCCUUCCUCCGUGUCAGGACAGACUGAGAGGAAGUCCUCCUCUGCUGGGACAAUUUAUGUCUCCCGUCGCCUCUCCCUGCACACAAACACUGCGGGCCAAAGCUUGUUAGACAAUUAUUUUGUCACUUUUUUUCCUUUUUCAAUUUAUUUCUAACUUAAAGUUUUCGUUUUGGCCAUCAUAAGAUUGAUAUGGGACUUUGUUUUUCUUUUAAUUGUCUCCUGAGAUGCUAUUUUCCUGUGAUUUCCUCACAGUAACGGCAUCUUAUCGUCACUGAUUCUGCUGUCAGAGGGCACUUUGGUUUCAGUUCAGAGACUUUAUGGAUCCGGGUUGUGGUGUUUGUUUAACCGAUGGGAAUUAUGCUGGGCUCUUUUACAUUGUAAUACAAGAAGAGGAUCAAUUAAAUAUUCUAUUACUUUUUUACUUCAGUUUCUGUGUUCAGUUGAAACCAAGUUACAACAAUAACGUUCUGCCAAAAACAAUGGAUCUCAGCAUACUGGCCCGUUUAUUCUAAAUAUUGCAGAACAUCUCCUGAUCUGACUGAAAUAAAACAUUUGGACUGAAGAGCAUCAUCGCCGGCAUGGACCCAGUUGGAGCAGACGGCGUGGGGGAGAAACUGUUUGCAGAACUUACACAUGUAUCUUUUACAGCGGCAGCAGUGUAGCCUUAGCAGAGCCCACAGAACUAUGCAGUAAUGGAAAGAGUGUAACAUUUGAAGCUAAUAUCAAAGGACCGUGUUUGUUUGAAAGAAAUCACAGUAAACCAUAAAGUUGAAAUCUAGAGUUUGUGUACUUUUUGCCUAAGAACCAGUGCUGUAUUAGUGGCCAUGCCUGGAAAUGUUCUCUGGGCCGUUUUCACACAUUUCUGCUGAACAUUCUCUGACUUAAAAACACAUCAGGGGAUGCAAAUCCAGCUUCUGUUGACACGUUAUGUCAGAUAAAUUCUUCUGAAACGUAACUUCUGUCAUCCGGGUCUUGUUCCACAAUCUUCCAGAAGGCUUGGUUGGAAUGUGGCUGGAAAGCCUUGAGGUUUGGAGCAGUUUAAAAUGUUCUGUGCCUGCAUGACGUCUCUAGAGCUCAGGAUGGCGCUACGUGUGUGAAAAUGGCUUUUGGCUGUAACCCAAUGCUCUUAAACCUGUACAGUCACAGUUGCUCUAUCAGCUGAUUUUACAGAUCGAACAUCUCAUGUCAAGUUGCAUUUUCCUCUGUGAUAUAUUAAAUAUUAUUAUUUUAGGAUAUCAGAAAAUUGGUUAAGUAAAGGGCUCCCCAAAGAUGAUCCAUAGUGUUUUAUAGUAGCAAAAGCAUGGAGAUGUGUACAUCUUUGCUCAAUGGGCACAAACCAGAGGAGGAAGUUGACUGAUGGCAAGGUUCUGUCCAGAAGUAACAACCUUUUAAUUUUCAGCACGUUGUUACAGGAAAUAUAACUCCUUAGAAUAAUUUAGUGUUUCAAAUCUGCUCUAAUCCUAUAAAUCUAAGACGAGGCUUUGGGGUUGAAGAAGACUGAAUCAUCAUUCAGUCAUUAGAAACGCACUGAAGCGCCGACGUUCUGUACCGCUGAGACAAAUCACCUCUCUUAACGGCAGCUUCCUCUUUGAAAAACUUUUAGCGAGUUUUGUUUUCUAACUUCCUGAAAUCUGACUCGGGCUUCUCAGCAGAGUCGGGCUGACGGACUGCAUGUCGCAGAGCGGGUAAACCUGUCCGAGCCCCUAAACAAAUAAGGCAGUAACAUUUGCCUCGUACGUUUUGAGAUUCAAAUCAAAUGCUGUACUUGUUUUGUUUUUGGGUUGGAUUGGGUGGGGGUGGGGGGGACUUGCAUAGAGUACAGAUCUUUGGAGGAAAACUAGUUUGUUGGUCCUCAUUAAUAUCACACCACCCAACUGUAUGUUUGAGUGCAAACAAGUUCCUAGAAGGGAGCAAGUAGAGCCUGGAUCAGUUUUCUGCAGCUUGGUGAACUCUUAUUGAUUUAAUUUCCUUCUUCUGGCUAUGGAACCUUCUCAAACCUUCGGAGUCCUCGUUGCUUUCUGCCUGAAGGCAGAGAGCCGCCUCUCCUGCUGCUGCGGCGCACACGCCAGGAGAGAUUUUUUUUUUAAACAGACUCAGGAGGCCUGAGUCCUGUGUGUGAACAGACGCAUGGACCAGGGUUUCCAGUGUAAAUAAGAGCUUUGUAUUUGUUACAUUUGGCUGUUUGUGGCGCUCUGUAAUGAUUGCUGUCAUUGUUUUAGCCAAAAGCAUGACGCUCUUGAUGACUUAGAGCAGCGGUCCUCAAGUCCGGUCCUCGAGGGUCAGCGUCCUGCAACUUUUGUUACUCUGCUUCAGCUCGCCUGAAUCAAAUAAUGAGGCCAUCAGCAGGACUUCUGACUACUGAGCCAUUUGACUCGGGUGUGCUGGACCUGAGACGCAUCUAAAAGCUGCAGGACACCUGCCCUCCAGGACCCCAAUUGAGGACCACUGAGUUAGAGCAAUGUUUGUUUUUGUUUUUUUAAAACUUUUUUUUUGUUCCUUUUACAAAUUGUCUAAAUGUACAAUGACAAAACAAUAAAGUGAUGACGAGUUGAAUAUGAAAA
Molecule: messenger RNA, 4733 nt
Organism: Fundulus heteroclitus (mummichog)
Lineage: Eukaryota; Metazoa; Chordata; Actinopteri; Cyprinodontiformes; Fundulidae
Gene: tm9sf4
Product: transmembrane 9 superfamily protein member 4
Exons: 18
Coding region: 50-1984 (644 amino acids)
Biological process (GO): protein localization to membrane
Cellular component (GO): membrane
Source: RefSeq, a predicted model, not a curated record